UUGAUCAGUUAGUUCAGAUGAUGCAAAAGUAAUAGAUGGUAAAUAAUGAGAUGGAUAGCCUUAGUUUACAGACAGGCUGAUCAGUGGUAAAUGGAAUUUGAUCUAGAUUCGUGAAUAGCAAUACAUGGACAAGUUAUCCUGUCCUUGAAUUCAUUUGUUAAUCAAACAGUUUGUGAUUAGUUGACUAGCCAGGGGAGGAAGGCUAUUUCCUUUUCCCAUCAACAUACACCAUGACACAGUCCUGGAUUGUAAAUGGGGAUUUUGGCUGUAAGACAAUUUUGCUACAUGUUGCUCACUCCACAGUUAGACCUCAAAUGAGAGGCUCUAAUGUAUGGUGCUGCAAAUUAUGAGGAACGAAAAUCACAUUUUGGCUUUUAUUGCUCAUCAAUUUGCUGUCCCCUAAAUCUUGAUCAUCUCUAAUAGAAAUCAUGCAAACAUGAACAUGAGGAAAGAGGCCACCAUUUUAGCAGGAAAACAAAUGUGUAAAGCUAAGAGAGCAAAUGAUGACAGUAAAUUUAAGAGACGUACCAGAACCAACAUUUGCAGUGUCGGCACCCUCCCUGGAUUCACUCCCUGUCCCUUCCUUUGCUGCAAGUGAACAGUUUCCCCACCCUACCACUCAGGAAGACGAAAGAAAUGGAAAGGAAGGAGACAUUGCUUUGCUCCCAGAUGUUGCACAGAGGAGGAGGUUUCACUGGAAAGACAACAUCUGCAUUGUGAGCCCAGGACUGAAGCAGCCAAUAGGAAUUGCUGUGCUCCGUGGUGAUGUCUCAGGUUUCAGGCACGUGGACACGGGAGCCCCGCCCCCACCUAUUGUUCCCCUCCUGCUGCCAAGGUUUCCGGGGCAACCAGCGGGCGGCUCGAAUCAGAGCGAGAAGCUGCUCGGGAUCUGCCCCUCCCCCUCCCUCCGGCGGCAAUUGCUGAAUCAGAAGCUGAACAUGGUUUUCAGAAGAGGAGAUUUUGCAGUUUACAAACUGAAACCAAACGUCACUCAGGAUCUGAGAGAGUUACCAAACGUAUCACAACCUGAAUACAACAGAAUAUUGGACAUGGAAGGAGAAAGCACUGUUCCCAGUGGGGAGAAACUGGUUCUGUUUUUGGGUAAGGCUUCAAUCAAUCAUCUGGCUUAUCAGAAUGUAACACACUCAUAAUGAUUAGAAGCCAUGGAGAUGAGGGGAUUGUGGUAAAGACUUCUUUCAUCCAUCAGUACUGAAAAAUCAUCAGCGUAGUUACACCAGGAAGAAGCCAUUCACCUGUUCUGAGUGUGGAGAGAGACUCACUCAAAUCAUCCACCCUGCUGACACACCAGAGUGUGGCAAGAGGCUGUUCACCCCCACAGAGUGUGGAAAGAGAUUUAUCAAUUCUUCAAACCUGGUGACACACCGGCAAGUUCACACUGAUGAGUGACCUUUUAAAUGCCCAGUCUGCAGGAAGUGCUAUGAAAGGUCUGGGGAACUAAUGCUCCAUCAAUGUGCUCACACUGAAAGAGACUGUUUGGGUGUCCUGACUGUGGGACAACAUUUCAGUGAUCAUCUCGGCUCACUGUAUACCAUUACGUUCACAUUAGGGAGAAGCCCUUUACCUGCUCUGACCGUGGGAGGGAAGUCAGUCAGUCACCCCAUCUGCUGAGGCACCAGCACAUUCACACUGUGCAGUGACCAUUCACCUGCCCCAGCUGUGGGAAGGGAAUCACACAGGUGUCAUAUCUGCUGAGUGACCAGAGAGUUCACAAGAAACUGCAGUGAUUGGGCUUUACUAUUAACCGCGUUCAGGAAUUAACCAGGUUCAUUGUGAUCUGUUUCUGCUGAUAUUAAUAACCACCUGUUCAGGUAUAUGUUAAUGUAGA
Stegostoma tigrinum is the source of this 1846-nucleotide messenger RNA. RefSeq lists its product as uncharacterized. Bases 501 to 1151 code for a protein of 216 amino acids. Lineage: Eukaryota; Metazoa; Chordata; Chondrichthyes; Orectolobiformes; Stegostomatidae. The transcript is spliced from 2 exons. The record is from RefSeq and is a predicted model, not a curated record.